AGAGCAGUGUGUGAAACGCUUUUAACAUGUGAGCAUUACAAGGCAUUUCAUUCUGCAGCUCUGCAGUGUUUGCUUCUUUCCAUAACAGCUGGGAUGGAAUGCUACUGUUGGGGGAGUGAUUUUUGCCUGUGCUUUCCUAUAAACGGCCUCUCCGCUUUUGACUGUGCAGCACUCAAAACCUAUGAAACAAAAGAGGCAUUCCAGAGCAAAAACGAGCGAAUAUUAAUUAGUGCGUGAUGAUGAUUGAGAGAUCAAUCUUAAAGUGCUGAAUUUAUACCUUUGCAUGACGAAAGAAGGAAUUAUCAAGUGCUGUGAUCUGUGAGGUUUACAUUUAUUGUGACUAAUUUUACUGCAUUUUCCCACUCUUAGUGGAGAGAUUUGUGCUAACCAUUCACGUGUAAUGUUUUUUACAUUGUGAAUAUUUUUAACUCAGGAUCCUAUUAUUUGUUUUGAGGAAUAAUAAUUCUGUUUGCGGUUUUUGUCAUAGUCAAGUAAACAUCCUCUUCAUUUCUGCCAUGUGGGUCAUUUGGGAUUUAGUUGGCUGCAUUUCUCAGGGAGAACCCUUUUCUCUUGUGACCUGAGUCAUCACAUGUGAAUGAAACUCCUACCCAUCAAGCCACUGUGGAUUUGAUUGUUGCUGGUUUUGUAGACCGUGCUGGAUUUUUAUGCUUUACACAGGAGCUCAGUGAUGGAUUAAAACCGAUGACAGCGCUACAAUAAAUGAAAAAGCAAUUCGGCUCCAUGCGAAAUACCACACUUAUUUCAGUGUGUUGCAAGUGACUACAAUCAACAAACGGCUGACUAGUCUUUUAGCAACUGAUCUUUCAUUCUGUAGAAAAAUCAAUUUACCACUGAUUAUUUUUUACUAGACUACACACAUUUUUAUAGUUUAGCAGAUUCAUCCGUGUAGGUUGUUUCAUAAAUACCAUAGCAUCAUCAACUGGAUGCCUGUAUAUUAAUAUUAUUAGUUUGUAAACUUUUAUAUUCUAAUUUAUAUAAAGACUGUAUCGUUUAUUUAUAUGUAUCCAGUUAAAGCUGGUUAGUCUGUUAGUAAUAUAUAUAUUUUUAUUACUGAUCAAUCCUGAAUUUUAUAUAUAAUGCAAGUGGCGAACAGCACAUUCUACAAUUUUAUAUUUUUAGAAAAAUAAAUUCAGCACUGAAACGUCAACCAUAGCACAGGUAUAAACUUAUUUGGCAGCCUGCUAAUGCCUGACUUUGUUACAGAACACAUGGAUAAUAUAUUUAUUCCAAAUCUAAAUAAAACCAGCCGUGUAUGUAUUGUAGUUUUGGAGGAUGGGGACGAUGAUAUCCUUGAUUUUACUUCCAGGGUACCUCGACGAAAUACUUAUAAUUCAUCUUCUGAAAAUGUGAUGCCUCCUCUGGUUCAAGCAAUAUUUAAUGGGGACCCUGAUGAAGUUCGUGCACUUAUCUUCAAGAAGGAAGAUGUUAACUUCCAGGAUAACGAAAAAAGAACCCCACUUCAUGCUGCUGCAUACUUGGGUGAUGCUGAGAUAAUUGAGCUUCUUAUUUUAUCUGGAGCUAGAGUAAAUGCCAAAGACAGCAAAUGGUUAACACCUCUGCAUAGAGCUGUUGCAUCCCGCAGUGAGGAUGCAGUUCAAGUGUUGUUGAAACAUUCUGCUGAUGUCAAUGCCCGUGACAAAAACUGGCAGACCCCUCUACACAUAGCUGCAGCAAAUAAAGCUGUAAAGUGUGCAGAAGCUCUGGUGCCUUUACUUAGUAAUGUAAAUGUAUCAGACCGGGCAGGGAGAACAGCAUUACACCAUGCAGCCUUCAGUGGCCAUGUUGAGAUGGUCAGUUUACUUCUCUCUCGAGGUGCCAACAUCAAUGCAUUUGACAAGAAAGAUAGACGGGCAAUACAUUGGGCUGCAUAUAUGGGUCACAUUGAAGUUGUUAAAUUACUUGUGAGUCAUGCAGCUGAAGUAACAUGUAAAGACAAGAAAUCCUAUACACCACUGCAUGCAGCAGCCUCUAGCGGGAUGAUCAGCGUAGUGAAAUAUCUUCUAGACAUGGGAGUUGAUAUGAAUGAAUCUAAUGCUUAUGGGAACACACCCCUUCACGUGGCCUGCUACAACGGGCAAGAUGUUGUUGUCAAUGAGCUUAUAGAUUGUGGUGCUAAUGUGAACCAAGUAAAUGAGAGGGGAUUCACUCCUUUACACUUUGCUGCAGCAUCAACACACGGAGCACUUUGUUUGGAGCUUCUUGUCUGUAAUGGAGCAGAUGUCAACAUUAAGAGUAAAGAUGGGAAAACCCCUCUUCAUAUGACUGCUAUUCAUGGCCGAUUUUCCAGAUCGCAAACAAUUAUACAGAAUGGGGCAGAAAUUGAUUGUGAAGAUAAGAAUGGAAAUACCCCAUUACACAUUGCUGCCAGAUAUGGUCAUGAGCUCCUCAUUAACACUCUAAUUUCCAGUGGAGCUGAUACUGCAAAAAGAGGCAUCCACGGAAUGUUUCCUCUCCACCUGGCUGCUUUGAGUGGAUUUUCAGAUUGCUGCAGAAAACUCCUGUCUUCAGGUUUCGACAUUGAUACCCCAGAUGAUUUUGGCAGGACGUGUCUUCAUGCAGCUGCAGCUGGAGGGAACUUGGAGUGCCUAAACUUGUUGUUAAACACUGGUGCAGACUUCAACAAAAAAGACAAGUUUGGAAGAACUCCACUUCACUAUGCUGCUGCCAAUUGUAAUUAUCAGUGCCUCUUUGCACUUGUGGGAUCUGGAGCUAGUGUGAAUGACCUUGAUGAAAGGGGAUGUUCACCACUUCAUUAUGCUGCAGCUUCAGAUACUGAUGGCAAGUGCCUGGAAUAUUUACUCAGAAAUGAUGCAAACCCAGGGAUUCGAGACAGGCAAGGUUACAAUGCCGUUCAUUAUGCAGCUGCUUAUGGACACCGUUUAUGUCUUGAACUGAUUGCAAGAGAAACACCUUUAGAUGUUCUCAUGGAAACUUCAGGUAAUGAUUUGUUGAAUGACGCAGACAACCGGGCACCAAUUAGUCCUUUGCAUUUAGCUGCUUACCAUGGCCACCACCAAGCAAUGGAAGUACUGGUGCAGUCUUUAGUAGACCUUGAUGUAAGAAACAGCAGUGGGAGGACAGCUUUGGAUCUUGCCGCUUUCAAAGGACAUGUCGAAUGUGUAGAUGUUCUUAUUAACCAAGGUGCAUCAAUAUUAGUGAAGGACUAUGUUGUUAAAAGAACCCCAAUUCAUUCUGCAGCUACCAAUGGCCAUUCAGAAUGUUUGAGGCUUCUCAUAGGAAAUUCAGAUGUUCAUACAGCUGUGGAUAUUCCUGAUGGAAAUGGACAAACACCCUUGAUGCUGUCUGUCCUUAAUGGGCAUACCGAAUGUGUCUAUUCACUGCUUAAUAAAGGAGCCAACGUAGAUGCCAAAGAUAAAUGGGGACGGACAGCGCUGCAUAGAGGGGCAGUUACUGGUCACGAGGAGUGUGUAGAAGCUUUGCUGCAGCACAGUGCUAACUUCAUGUUACGAGACUGCAGAGGCCGGACGCCUAUUCAUUUGGCGGCAGCCUGUGGUCAUAUAGGAGUUCUGGGCGCUCUCCUGCAGACUGCACUAUCAGUAGAUGUUGUUCCAGCAAUAUCAGACAAUCAUGGGUACACAUCUCUUCACUGGGCCUGCUAUAAUGGCCAUGACACAUGUGUAGAGCUGUUGCUGGAGCAAGAAGUUUUUCAGAAAAUGGAAGGAAAUUCUUUCAGUCCUUUGCACUGUGCUGUUAUUAACGACAAUGAAGGAGCUGCAGAAAUGUUAAUAGACACAUUAGGUACCAGCAUUGUGAACUGCGUGGAUACAAAAGGAAGGACACCUCUUCAUGCUGCAGCUUUUACAGACCAUGUUGAAUGUUUACAACUCUUGCUCAGCCACAAUGCUCAAGUAAAUGCUUUAGAUUCCUCUGGCAAAACACCACUAAUGAUGGCUGCUGAAAAUGGGCAAACAAAUGCAGUAGAGGUGUUAGUAAGCAGCGCUAAAGCAGAUCUGACGUUGCAAGAUAACAGCAAAAAUACUGCACUACAUUUAGCAUGCAGCAAGGGUCAUGAAACUAGUGCCUUGUUAAUAUUAGAACGGAUCGUAGACCGAAACCUCAUCAAUGCAACAAAUUCAGGUUUGCAAACACCUCUACAUGUAGCAGCUCGAAAUGGACUGACAGUAGUAGUACAGGAACUUCUAGGAAAGGGGGCCAGUGUGUUAGCUGUGGAUGAAAAUGGCUACACACCAGCAUUGGCUUGUGCACCUAAUAAGGAUGUCGCUGACUGCUUGGCUCUCAUUUUGGCUACAAUGAUGCCAGUAUCCUCUAGCAACACAUUGCCAUCUAUGACAUUAAAUGCUAUUAACCACUACACAAACUCCUCAAAGACUGUCACUUUUGACUCUUUACCCAUUAUGAGAAGUGAACACAGCUCUUACUGCAGUUUUAACAAUAUCAACAGGGAAGAUGGAUAUCCAUAUGCAGAAGAAGAUGAGCUCAAUGAUUCGGACUCAGAGACAUAUUGAACAGCCCACAUUUUACUCGGUUCCUACAUGGACAAAAAUAAAUUCUAUUUCUGUGCUGCCAGAUAUGCAAAGGAUAAUUUGUCAAGAUUUCAAGCAAACAGAAAGUCUGUUUCUUUUUCUACACUUUUUUUCCUUUUUAAAUUAUACUCUGAUUUGUUAAAUGAAGAGUUUUAAUCUGCCCAGUACUUUACAUGAGAAGCUCUAGUUUCUAACCCUCCACUUCACUUGAUUUGUUUAGUUUUCUUCUUUUUUUUAAGGAAAACUUAUUGGAAUAUGAAAACAUUAAUUAGUUAUUGCAGUUUAAUAUUUUAUUGUAUGUCGUUUCAUUUUUUUACGGCAGGUGGCAAGUUCAGUUCAAUGGAAAAUGUGUACCAACUGUGUAUAGCAAAAAAAAAAGUGACGCACACAAAUUUAAAAAAAUUAAUUAAAUAAUUUAUGGCAAUAAAUUAAUUUGGUGCAGCAGACUGUGUAUAUACAUCAGUUUGCCAAAUAACUUUAAAAAAAAAUAGAGAAAUUGAACAGAUACAAAAUAAUUUUUCUGAUGAGCCCAAUCUUCAGGUCCUGUCAUAAUUAAUUUUUUUUUUAACAGGGCCUUUCAUCUAAAAGGAAACUCUGUAUACAGAUAAUAUCAUUGUUUUUGAGGGGUAAAAAUGUUUGACCAUCGUUAAUCUUUACGCAUUAAUAUUGUUUAUUAGAAUUUCCAUAGUAAGAAAAAGGAUCAUAAAAUUGCUGCACAGUUUUUAGAUUUUUAACACUUUUAAAUUUUAAUUGACACUGUUUUUUCCUCUUUAAUAAAUGCAUUUGUCAGGAUUUUUUCACGUUUAAUAUUAGAAAACACCAGUUGAAAAUUAAUGUGGUUUAUAGGCAGUGACAUACUUAUGAAAUACAAACGUUGUACUGCAAAAACAAAGGAUUUGUGCAUUUAUGAUCUGUGGAACAAGACGUUUUGUGCUUUGAAAGAACAUGGCAUACACAAACACAUUUCAUUAUACAUUUCUACUCUACACUAAUCUUCAAUGUGGAAUUCAAAUUUUUAUCUUUAUUCAUUGACUUUAUGGUUUCACUUGGGAAAAUGCAUAAAUCCUCAUUUCCAUUUCAAACUUGUGUAACAAACCAGCAUUCUUCUGAAUUUUAAAUAUAUUAUUGCAUUUUUAUUUGAUCAAUGCCUAGCAAAACGGGUCUAAGCACAUUUUCUAGAUCAAAGUCUACCAACCUACAGGAGUAGCCCGUUGCAUUCCCAUGGGUGAAUUAUUUGGUAGAUUUUGUUUCUUAUUGUAUUCUUUAUUUUAUUCUUGAAAAACCAUGCUCUUCCCAUUUAUAAGGGACAGACACUAAUAUUUAAAGAGAGAUUUCUAUUACAAUUUAAAAUAAAACAUGCAGGUCCCAUGUGUUUUAUAGUGCAGAUGAAAAUCAUUUUGUUCUAUUUAUAACCACGUUUCUGUAUUCAUAAUAUAUGUUUCUUGUGAAGCAGAAUGCCUGCUUAUUUUUGUUGGUAUAAAUGGAUUUAAUUAUUCUUAAGCUGCUGUGAAAUUCACAAAAAAGUGUAGGAUUUGCAAGCAGACAAGGUAGUAAAGACCUUCUAUUCGUCUUUGAGAUACAUCUUUUACCAUGAUUCUGCUUAAACUGUUUUUAGCUGUUAUUUUUCAAUUAAACACUCUAGAAUCUAGACUUGUCUAGAAAAUACAGAUUAUCUGCUAUAAAUAAAUCAAUCCUAUUUUUUUUAUUGUGAAACUGGAAACAUUUUAAAUUGUAAAUGAUCUGCAAGUUUUCUGAACAGUAUGAAAACAGGACAGUAUUUUGAUCUAUUUGAUAAUUUUGUGAGUUUUUUAAAGACUAUAUUGGCAUGUACAUAGAGAAUAGUGACUGCUUGGAUACUGUAUUUACCUGCACUCUUUGAGUACCUUGAAAUUCCUGUAUAUUUUAUGGAGUAUAAUAAAAAUGUGACUUAUGUUUAAAUA
Bombina bombina (fire-bellied toad) is the source of this 6466-nucleotide messenger RNA. RefSeq names its product ankyrin repeat domain 28 (gene ANKRD28). NCBI's taxonomy places the organism in Eukaryota, Metazoa, Chordata, Amphibia, Anura, Bombinatoridae. The coding region runs from base 1206 to 4508 and encodes 1100 amino acids. Gene Ontology annotation, cellular component: cytoplasm. The record is from RefSeq and is a predicted model, not a curated record. The transcript is spliced from 28 exons. Gene Ontology annotation, molecular function: protein binding.